Ilex paraguariensis (yerba mate) is the source of this 987-nucleotide messenger RNA. The record is from the annotation of a GenBank genome assembly. NCBI's taxonomy places the organism in Eukaryota, Viridiplantae, Streptophyta, Magnoliopsida, Aquifoliales, Aquifoliaceae.
CCAUUCACUUAAUACUCUUUGCCUUUCCUCCAUUCUCUCUCAUCAUCUUUCUUAACUUUCGUUUACUGUAUCUAGGGUUUUCCCUCUUUGAUAUUGAUCAACAAAAAUAAGACCAAGAAAUCGUGGUUUAUAGAUGGCCGCAACACGCUAAUCCUUGGGAUAAAGAUAGAAUAAAGCUUGAAAGAGCUUAGAGGGAGGAAGAAAAAAAGUGAAAAUGGCUUCUUCAAGCUAUUCCAAUUCUCCCUGUGCUGCUUGCAAGUUCUUAAGGAGAAAGUGCUUGCCAGGCUGCGUCUUUGCUCCUUAUUUUCCUCCAGAAGAGCCAACAAAAUUCGCCAAUGUCCACAAGAUAUUUGGUGCAAGCAAUGUUAGUAAACUUCUGAAUGAAAUCCCUCCUCAUCAACGAGAAGACGCGGUUAACUCUCUAGCUUAUGAAGCCGAGGCAAGAAUGAAAGAUCCAGUAUAUGGCUGUGUUGGAGCAAUUUCGGUCCUGCAACGACAAGUCCUUCAUCUCCAAAAGGAAUUAGACGCCACAAACGCCGAUCUGAUCAGGUACUCAAGCAACGAAAUGCCACAGGCAUUUCAAGGGACUGAUGUUUUGAAUCAGAUGAUGACUCAGCAAAGGUCUGUACAAUUUGGAAGAAGGAUGGGUCAUGAAGGAGGUUCUUUUGAUCCUAAUUCUGGGUUGCCUCUUCCUUAUACCUCUCCAUGGAAUAAUAACCAGUCAGGAGAUAGCUCUGAGACUGGCAGCAUGUAAAGAUUGUGUGUGCAUAACUAUUUGCAGGUGACCGAUCGAUCCGGGGUUUGAAGAGGUAGCUGGCCAUGAACUAGAAGUAGAAGGCACAUUUGGGAGAUUGUAUGUGCAUUAUUAUAUCGAGAAGAUGUAGCGGUGAUUAUAUAUCCCCCUAUUUUUUAGGGGAUAUUUGAUCGAUGUAACGGUGAUUAUAUAUCCCUCUAUUUUUUAGGGGAUAUUGUAUGAUUGAUGUAGCA